This is a messenger RNA of Colossoma macropomum (tambaqui), 501 nucleotides long. It is a transcript of the gene irag3a, whose product is annotated as inositol 1,4,5-triphosphate receptor associated 1. NCBI's taxonomy places the organism in Eukaryota, Metazoa, Chordata, Actinopteri, Characiformes, Serrasalmidae. Gene Ontology annotation, cellular component: endoplasmic reticulum membrane. The record is from RefSeq and is a predicted model, not a curated record. Bases 148 to 417 code for a protein of 89 amino acids. The transcript is spliced from 6 exons.
GUGCAGCAAGAAGAGUCAGAAGAAAGUACGGAGGGCCACACGGCAUGUGAAGACCACAAUGCUAGCAGCAGAGGGCUGGACAGUGAGGAUGACUCUGAAGAAGGAUCCAGACAAGAAGGUUCGCUGGCCUGGAAUGAGCUGUCCAUUAUGGAGCGACUGGGCCCCAACAGUGUUGACAUGACGGAAGAAGACUUGGAGAAUGCCUUUUCCCAGCUGGCCUUGGCCUUCCGCUGUGAUCAGUACACGCUGGACCAGAGACUGCAGGCAGAGGAACAUGCUCGCAACAAUGCUGAGGAGAACCUGAUGCUGGAAGUAGAGCGAGGGACAAGACCUGCUGGAGGCUCUGAAGGGAAUGUGUUUGGAUGUAAAGCGGGCAAAAGUGAUACAGAGUUUAGAACUGUGUCUGAACAUUAUUAGAGGCACCAUUGAGCGAAUUGCGAACACAGCUGAAGUGCUUGGGGCCGUCCACCAGGUAAGCGUAGUGUCUGCUGACACCAUGUG